AUGGCAGGAUAUAGACGUGUUAAUUACUAUGAACUUUGUAGAUUAUGCACUUCGAGCGAGGGUACCAAAAUGCAUAUCUUUCGUGAAGAGGGUAGACGCCGUUCUUUACCUAACAAAAUUCAAACUUGUUUACCCCUUCAAGUGCAAGAAGAGGAUUCUUUACCAAAGAUAAUUUGUAGCAGUUGUGUUGAGAAAUUAGAAAGUUAUUUUGAAUUUAGAGAAGCGUGUAUAAAUGCUGAAGCUAUGCUGGAAAGUUACUUUACUUCAUUAAAGUAUUCAGAUGAUUUAACAAGAGAAGGAAAAGUUUCUGUUUAUGUGAAAGAUGAGCCACCUAGAAAAAAAGAUGACUCUCUGUCAGGUAAAGUCAAAAUUCCAGUGAAUAGUGUGGCAAGUUUAACAGAUGGAAAUGCCAUUUUACCUUCAGCCAUACAAAUUUUAACUGAAACUGAUGGUAACAGAUUAACACAGUACAAAGUCCAGGUGCAAGGAGGUAUUCCUUCUCUAGUUCCCUAUGGCGAAACAAGUAGUUUACCUUUAAGCAUGUCUAUUCCUACAUUAACUCCACAGCCAGUAAAGCAACAGUCAGCGACGGUUAAUAACAGUUCAAAAUCCGAUGAUGGUACUCAAACUUCAACAGAAGCUACAUCAGUGCCUCCACCUCCACCUUUAGUCGCAGCAGUAACCAUUGCUCCAUCUAAUCAAGAUUUACUUCAACAAAUAGGACUUGCCGCCAAAGAUAGAAAUACAAUAGCCGAAGUAUUAAAACUUAAAAAUAUAAACAUAUUAGAUGGUGAAUCGGUAGCUGUAACAAAUUCUCAAAUUCACACGACUCAUCUCAAUCAGAUGUCAAAUAUAAUUCCCGCCCAAAUCCGAUUAGAUCAAAAUCAAUUAAAUCAAUUAAUCAAUUCUAAUCUGCAAUUAAAUUUGGGACAAAUUCAACAGAACAACCAAAGGGAAAAUAUUUUACAUGGUAAAAAUGUCAACGUCGCUAGAAACGUAGUACAACAAGUGUCUCAGAAUCAAGUAGUCAAAUCGGAUCCGGAUUCUAAAAGUCAGGACGUUAAAGAAGGGAGAGAGCAAAAGGGAACAGUCACAACGGGAGCCGUGAACGGGAAUAACGAAAGAAUAAAUAAUUCGUUCGGUAAUAAUAAACCGAUAAGUGAAAUUAGAAAACAAGGUGGUAACGGAGUCGAAUUGGUGGCUCCUACGUUGGAAGAGGAAAUCGAAGAAGGGAACGAAGGUACUCAACAACAAAGUACAAAUAUCGGUGACGAAAAUCAAUCGUACGAUUGCGACACGUGUACAAAAAGUUUCAAGAGGAAGGAACACUUGUUCCAGCAUAAGAAAUCACAUUCGGGGGAAAGGCCGUUUGUUUGCGGAACGUGUUCGAAAGCAUUUUCACGUAAGGAACAUUUGCUAAGGCAUAACGUGUCGCACACGGGUCAAAAGUUACACACGUGCGACGUGUGUCAAAAAAGUUUCAGUCGAAAGGACAAUUUGCACAAGCAUAAAAAAACACACGGUAUAAAUGGUCCGCACGUGUGUGAAACGUGUGGGAAAUCAUUCGUUUUCAAGCAUUAUUAUUUAAUGCACAAAGCGCAGCACGAGAAUUUUCCGAACGGAGAAAACGCGGGGGGAACGAAAUAUUUGACGAGUUCGAGCAGCACGACGAAUCCGUUGCCCUUCAAAUGCGAUCUCUGUCCGAAAAGUUUUCCCAUCAAGAGUUAUCUGACGUCACACAGGUUGAGGCACCGGAGCAGAAUCAAACAGGAAACGGAAGAUGUACCGGAACAGCAAUCUCAACAACCCGCGUCGAAUCAGGAACAACAACAACAACAAUCGUCGUCUUCCGACAUAACCGUUCCCACGCCGACUAUUUUAACGAGUUUUCCAACGGCGACGGGUAAUUUAAAUUUAGCCACGUUAAACACUCAAUUGACGACGAUAAAUCCGAACGCUUUGCUCGCUCCCAACAUAAUACAUCAUUCGAAUGCGAACGUCGUGCACAUCGGUAACAAUUCGUAUUUAUGCACGCCGAACGUAACUUCGGAACUUUUGGAACAGUAUAGAAGAAUUCACAGCAGUUGA
Messenger RNA from Pediculus humanus corporis (human body louse), 2088 nucleotides. RefSeq names its product zinc finger protein, putative. The record is from RefSeq and is a predicted model, not a curated record. Gene Ontology annotation, cellular component: nucleus. The transcript is spliced from 7 exons. NCBI's taxonomy places the organism in Eukaryota, Metazoa, Arthropoda, Insecta, Psocodea, Pediculidae. Bases 1 to 2088 code for a protein of 695 amino acids. Gene Ontology annotation, biological process: regulation of transcription by RNA polymerase II. Gene Ontology annotation, molecular function: zinc ion binding; DNA-binding transcription factor activity; RNA polymerase II cis-regulatory region sequence-specific DNA binding.